This is a messenger RNA of Hypoxylon trugodes, 1425 nucleotides long. Its product is annotated as phosphotransferase family protein. The record is from RefSeq and is a predicted model, not a curated record. NCBI's taxonomy places the organism in Eukaryota, Fungi, Ascomycota, Sordariomycetes, Xylariales, Hypoxylaceae. The coding region runs from base 289 to 1152 and encodes 287 amino acids. The transcript is spliced from 2 exons.
UCAUGAAAAGUAUUCGCCGUAUUAUUAGCACAGGGUUAAACAGACCAUAUUAUUGGUUAAGAGUACAGUACCACACUGUGUACUCUACGAGACCUGGGCGGCUUAUUUGCAUUAACAAAUUACCCCACCUUAACUCAAGCCACGAUAUUCCAAGAUUCUACCAAAGCCAUGAAUUUUAUAAAGCAUGACGGCGAACAAGCCGAACGCGACAGCUUGUAGUACUUCUGGGUCGACACAUGCUGCAUUGACAAGUCUAGCAGCGUAGAACUUACAGAAGCUAUCGACUCCAUGUUCCGAUGUCCCGAAAAGUUGCCAGCUCCAAUACCGACAACAGCAAUAAUUGAAACUGCGUCUAAGACCCUUCCUUGUAUUCAUGAACCGAGAUACAGACGCACAGUUGUUAUAGGCGAAAAUUUUGUAGUUAAGUAUGGUAUCGACAUCCCGGAAAACGAAGGCCAUGCACUGCUUUCUCUGGAGAAGUACCCAUCUAUCCCAACGCCACAGCUCUAUGCCAUGUAUCGAGAGAACGAAAAACUCUAUCUCAUAAUGGAGUUAAAGCCAGGAAUACAGCUCGGCGAAGUGUGGCCUAGUCUAAACGAGGACGAAACGCGAAAUAUAGCCAGCCAGCUUAGGGAGAUAUGGGGCCAGAUACGGUCUAUUCCAUCGCCAGGCAUCUUUGGUAACGUCACAGGGGGUCCUUUGAGACAUCGUUUCUUUCAGUGGCUGGAGCCCGAUCCGAGAAUCACGGGGCCAUUCUUUAAAGAAGAGGAUCUCAACAUGGCUCUUGCGCUACGGUCACACAAGAAUUGGGAGGGUACUGGUAGGCGAGCAUGGAUGUCGGAGUUUUUUACUCGGAACCUACCAGGGGCAUUAACAGGUCACCCAAGCGUGUUUACACAUGCAGACCUGCAACGCAAGAACAUUCUUGUCCUAGAAGUCCCAGGAAGCCAACCUGGACCGAGACAGUUCAAAGUCACUGCUGUAGUAGAUUGGGAAGAUGCAGGUUGGUACCCAAGCUAUUGGGAAUACACAACAUGCUUUGUGGAUUUCCAAUGGGCGGCCAACUGGCCGGAGCAUGUCGAGUUAAUCAUUGAUCCUCAUAUUUCGGAAGCGGGAAUUCUGCGAUUAGUGCGGCAAGAUUUAGAAUUCUGAACGAUACAUAUAUGCCAACGAGCUAUCUAGCGAGUCACUAAUAAUCAGAUGGCCGGGCGUAGUAGGUGCACAAAGGAUUGAGAAGAGAUGUUUAGGGAGGCCAGAGGACUUAUAUCAAUCGCUAAGGAGCUCGACUUCGCACCAUCUUUGAGAUAUUAAGCCUUAUAUAAUGUCUUCAUGCCAGAGUCAGGCCCACACUGUAUCAGACCCCCAACACUAAUGACCUAUUGACUGGUCUUGAUAAUAACACAGUUAUGGACUAGGAUUUCCAGA